ACCAAAAAAUGGAAAAACCCAUCCCCUCAGAAAACAAAAGAAAAACCCCAAAACCCUCAAUCCAGCUAAACCCUAACGCUUUUGUACUUGUGUUUAUUGCUGGUUAAUUUCCAAUAGCUAUUAACCAGAAAGACUCAAAAGCUUUCUCUCGCUGGUCUCUAAAGAAGAUGGCUCGUGUUCAAAGUAAGAAGAGGAAGUUUGCUGCGAAGCCAAUUGUGAAAAAGGAACAUGGCAAUGUGGAUCAUAUUACUGGUGAUAAGAUCCCAAAGAGCUUUGUAUUUGCCAGAGGGAAGUUACCUGGUCCUCUCAGGCAACUUCAGAUGGACCUAAGAAAACUCAUGCUUCCCUAUACAGCUCUCAACCUUAAGGAGAAGAAGCGAAAUACUCUGAGAGACUUUUUAAAUGUUGCAGGGCCUAUGGGCGUCACACAUUUUCUUAUGUUGUCAAAAACUGCCACUGCACCUUAUCUGAGGGUUGCAAGGACCCCGCAGGGGCCAACUCUUACAUUUAAGAUACUUGAGUACUCAACAGCACUUGAUGUUGCUCAGUCACAACUGCGCCCUCGAUGCCCUCAGGAUCUUUUUAAAAAUCCUCCCUUGAUUGUUCUUUCUGGUUUUGGUUCAGAACAACAUUUGAAGCUCACAGCUAUAAUGUUUCAGAAUAUCUUCCCAGCCAUUGAUGUUAACACUGUCAAACUUUCCUCUUGCCAGAGAAUUGUUUUACUUACGUAUAACAAGGAUACAAAACAUACUGAUUUCCGGCAUUAUUCCAUUAGACUCCAACCUGUGGGUGUCACCCGAAGAAUCAGAAAGUUUGUGCAGAACCACGAAGUCCCUAAUCUCAGUGGUCACCAAGAUGUGAGCGACUUUAUCACCAAGUCUGGUUAUGGAUCAGAAAGUGAAGCAGAUGAGGAAGCAGCAACAGUGACCCUGGCUAAUGAUCUUAGUAGAGUUAAUAGAGCCUCUACAAAAAGUGCUGUCAAACUUCAGGAACUCGGACCCAGAAUGACUCUGCAACUCAUUAAGGUUGAGGAAGGAUUGUGUUCUGGUGCUCUCAUCUUUAAUGAAUAUGGCACUACCAGUGACAAGACAAAGCAGCAAGAUGAAAAUAAAAAUCAAGAGGACUCUGAAGAGAAUCACAGUGAUGAUAAUGAGGAUGAGGAUCUUGAAGAAAACGAGGAACACAGGGACUAAAGAAAAUUAUUUUCCAGAGCAUGCACAUAAAUGACGUCAAUGUUGGUGGUUUUGAAAAAUGUGGUCAGAAGAUGAAUGUGCCCAGAUGAGCAGUUGUCGUGCAGAGGGAUAUAUUUUUUUUCGUUAAGGUUUUGAAAUAGUAAUAGAGCUGCGGUAUCAUAUAUAAUCUUGUUUACAUAGAUUAAUUACUUUGCGAAAAGAUGCUUGGCCUCGGGAUAUCUUUCUCGAUGGUACUGAGAAAGCUGUAACCUUUUGUAAUUUGAAAUGCCCAGAAAAAAGCAUAGGAAAAACAUACUUUCUUGGUCGCCAAGUGCUGUAUGCAAAUUGAAAAUUGAUAGGCAUCUCUCAAGUUUCCAAUUUAAGUUUGAUGGUUCAUUUUUA
Ricinus communis (castor bean) is the source of this 1574-nucleotide messenger RNA. RefSeq names its product peter Pan-like protein. Gene Ontology annotation, molecular function: rRNA binding. Gene Ontology annotation, biological process: ribosomal large subunit assembly; rRNA processing. Lineage: Eukaryota; Viridiplantae; Streptophyta; Magnoliopsida; Malpighiales; Euphorbiaceae. The transcript is spliced from 7 exons. The coding region runs from base 168 to 1193 and encodes 341 amino acids. The record is from RefSeq and is a predicted model, not a curated record. Gene Ontology annotation, cellular component: preribosome, large subunit precursor.